Molecule: messenger RNA, 4884 nt
Organism: Pezoporus flaviventris
Lineage: Eukaryota; Metazoa; Chordata; Aves; Psittaciformes; Psittacidae
Gene: GABRA4
Product: gamma-aminobutyric acid type A receptor subunit alpha4
Exons: 10
Coding region: 252-1916 (554 amino acids)
Biological process (GO): gamma-aminobutyric acid signaling pathway; synaptic transmission, GABAergic; chloride transport
Cellular component (GO): synapse; dendrite membrane; GABA-A receptor complex
Molecular function (GO): inhibitory extracellular ligand-gated monoatomic ion channel activity; GABA-gated chloride ion channel activity; transmitter-gated monoatomic ion channel activity involved in regulation of postsynaptic membrane potential
Source: RefSeq, a predicted model, not a curated record
GGCCGCGGGCGGGGCGGAGCGGAGCGGAGCCGGCGGGUGCGGGGGGGACGGGCGCCUGUUGCCCCGAGAGAGUUAACGGAGCGGGGGAACGCGCCUCUCCUCCGCCCGUGCCGGGCGCCUGGCAACCGGGGCGCCGCGCAUGUAGGGCCGCCGGGGGCUGCCACCGCCCACUCCCACCGGGCCCCCGCGUCCCCUUCCCCGCCCCGGACAAGGCGUUUAAUGUGCCCAGGCGUGAAGUAUGGCAUGCAAAGAUGGUUUCUGCCAAGGAGCCAGCCAUCGCCAUGUCCUCGGGUCUCUCCAUCGCCCUCCUGCACUACCUGUGCCUGGCGACGUGUCUCACCGGGCCGCCAGGGCAGAUCAAAAAAGAGGAGAAAUUGUGGCCGGAAAAUUUCACCAGCAUCCUGAACAGCCUCCUGGAUGGCUAUGACAACCGGCUGCGACCGGGAUUCGGGGGUCCUGUUACUGAAGUCAAAACAGAUAUAUAUGUCACCAGUUUUGGACCUGUUUCUGAUGUAGAAAUGGAAUAUACAAUGGAUGUCUUCUUCCGUCAGACAUGGGUAGACAAAAGAUUAAAAUAUGAUGGCCCUAUUGAAAUUUUAAGACUUAACAACUUGAUGGUUUCGAAGGUGUGGACUCCUGACACUUUCUUCAGGAAUGGGAAAAAGUCUGUUGCACAUAAUAUGACAGCCCCAAAUAAACUCUUCAGAAUAAUGAGAAAUGGCACCAUCCUAUACACAAUGAGGCUUACAAUAAGUGCAGAGUGUCCCAUGAGAUUAGUGGAUUUUCCCAUGGAUGGUCAUGCUUGUCCUCUCAAAUUUGGGAGUUAUGCUUAUCCAAAGAGUGAAAUGAUUUAUACCUGGACAAAAGGACCUGAGAAGUCAGUGGAAGUUCCUGAGGAGUCUUCCAGUUUAGUUCAGUAUGACCUUCUUGGGCAUACGGUAUCCACUGAAACCAUUAAAUCUAUUACAGGUGAAUAUGUUGUUAUGACAGUUUACUUCCACCUCAGACGAAAAAUGGGUUAUUUUAUGAUUCAGACCUAUAUCCCAUGUAUUAUGACCGUGAUCCUUUCUCAAGUUUCAUUUUGGAUAAAUAAGGAAUCUGUUCCAGCUAGAACUGUGUUUGGAAUAACUACAGUGUUGACAAUGACGACACUGAGCAUCAGUGCAAGACAUUCACUACCAAAAGUAUCCUAUGCUACUGCCAUGGACUGGUUCAUAGCAGUCUGCUUUGCCUUUGUGUUCUCUGCUCUUAUUGAGUUUGCUGCUGUCAACUAUUUUACUAAUAUUCAAAUGGAAAAAGCCAAAAGGAAGACAGUAAAAUCCCUUCUUGAAUUUCCAGUUGCUCCACUACAAAGAAAAAGAAGUACAGAAGAGACACUCACGAGUACAGAUGCCAACUCAAAUGUGAGGAAAAGAACAAAUGCCACAGUACAGUCUGAAGCUGAUGGUAGGAGCCGAAUUGACACAAGGCAUAGCUCCAUCCAGCCUCCCUCUGUAGCUCAGGGGUCUUCUGACAUUACACCCCAUUCCCUUUCUGCAUCAAGUCCCAACCCUUUCACACGAAUCAAUGCAUCAGAGACAUUAUCUUCUGCAAGAGCUACCCCUCCAGCUCCUCCUUCUACCCCAAUUUUAACUGGAUUUGUAUCCCAGCAUGCCACAGCUGGAUCCCCUUCCAUUCAGCGCUUGCUUGGAUCUAGACUGGAGCAGAUUCAGACCACUACACCUAACACGUUAGGAGGAUCUGCAAAGCCAUCUGCUGUCACACCACCUGCUCCCCCUGCCUCCCAUUCUGGCACGACUAGCAGUGAACCAUCACUCUCUUCAGACUACUCUGGCUACACAGAACUUGCCUUUGGGAGGAACAUGCACCUGAAACAAAGGCAGAGGUGCACAGCUGUGCAGUGGAACACAUCUUGACUGCUAGGAAUACACAUGUUGAUUAUUUCAGAUCCCUGAGGCACCCAGCACUGCUGUCUGGACAGAGCAUUGCAUUCUUGGAGUGCAAGGUCUGUGUCCUGAAUAUUUAGACAGUGCUUGAUAGAAAAAAGACUUUCCCUGCUAGAUUAAAAUUGGCAGAAUGGGGGGAAGAAAAUGAACAGUGGAAAAAGAAAAGAGAGUCCAGCCUGGGAGAGUGCAACUCCGGAAAAGUUAUGCAAAGGAGUUGUAGAGCUCCGUAUAUUUUUACUAAGCAUUAUUUUGCAUUGCAACCUGGGAAAUUCUCACUCCAAAAUAAGAAUGAGUGCACGUUGUAAAGUCUGAAAUCUGAUGUAAUUUUCAAAAUUGGAGGUUUUGGUUUGGUAAGGUAAUCUUAAGUGUUGGUUCUUCUUUGACCUUGUUGACCAGCUUGAGUGGCUUUAUUCCUAAAUUACAUCAGUUGUGGUAGAUGAGGACCAGGCCCACAAUGUUCAACUUUUUAUUUGAAUUUUUUGUUCUGCCUUUGGUUGCUUUGGGGUUUAGGAUCACACCCCCUCCCCAUUUUUCAAUCGCAUUCCUGAUUUCCUUUGAACACAUACUCCUCCUCUCACUCCCCCCCCCCCUCUGCUUUAUAUAUAUUUGUGUCAAGUUAAAUUUUCAACACAGUUGAUAAAAGUGGCUUCAAAAUUGAGCAAAACAAAUUUUCCUGUGCUUUGAUGAGCGUGGCUAUGGCACAUCUUUGAGUGAAUGAGUGACACCUUUUUGUGAAGGAAUGCUGUGACAUAAAUAUGAAAAUAAAGGUUUUAGGUGGAGCCUGAGGAAUAAAAAAGUUUAUGAUCCAUUUGUUUCUCUUAAACUGUGGCAUAGAUAAGUUCUUUUCUUAGUGGCUCAAACUGCAAUAUGCAGGCAGGCAACUUUAUUACAGAAUUGAAUUGUUUAAACCUGAUAGAAAUCUUAAUUAGAAAUGUUCUUUUCAUGAGAAUGGGGGGAAGAUACGCUGGGAAUAAACCUGAAAAUGUUUGUACAGAUCCAUCUGGCUAGGCAAGUGGUUAGUGUUUCUGUGCAGGUGACAUGUAAAAAUCAAAGGCCAAAUUCUCAGCUGUGAUUUGGCUGUGCCUUUAAAGGGUCUGGACUAAUCCUUGGCUUCAAUUGACUGGAAUAGCAGAUUGGUGGCCUGUGGUCAAAGUUUUAUGUUGGAGACAGAUCAGGUAAGUGUUGAGUGAUUUUUGUGCUGAGGUAAUAAUAAAGUGACUGAUAGAGGCCAUAAGAAUCUGGGGCACUUGAGGGCAUGUAUGAGACUGCCCUAGACUAUGUUGGGAGAAGAAUCAGAGUAAAAAGACUCUGUAAUGGUGAAAUUAUACUAUAUUUUUGUGCCUCUUUCUGUCUCUCCAAACCUUUUAGUCAGUUCAUGGCUGAGAAUAUGACAUUUAACUUGCACGACCUGAGACACUGCAAGACGUGUCCUACAGCAUGUAGUAUGGAUCCCAGGCUGCUAUUUCAUGUAUAGCAUUGGGCUGUCAAUGAUAGAAUGAUAGGGAUGUGGGAAUGUUUUACAUGACUUUAUUAUGAUAUAGUGGUAUAAACUGUUACCUUAGCCUGUUCUUUGCUUAAGUGAUGCUCUCAGAAGGCCAGGUAUGGUCCUUUCCUUUUUGUGUUUUACAUCUAGGAGAAGUCUGUGAUUACAACAUUCUUCAGAAAACCAUUACAUGUGCCGUAGCACUGAACUGAAAAUGGAGCACCUGCGCAAGGUGUCUAAUUGCAGUAGUUUGCAUCUUUGGCUGUAUCUGUAGUUGCUAUAGCUGCUUCUUCCCUGAUUUGAUCGCAUUAUUUCAGAUUGUCAGAAUAGAAGACAGUAUACAAGAGAUUGUUUAUUUUGUUGAGCCAGAAGAAACAAAGCUACUUCUCUGGCAGUUACUGAUCAUAACUGCACAAAUGAGAGAAUAUUUCUAGUAUGAAGAAUGAUGUCUUGCUGUGUUUCAAAACUAGUGUUUGCACCAUAAGUAAAUGAAAUUACUCCGUUUUCUUCUAUGAUAAAAACCAAGUGUGCUUUCUCUUAGGAAGAGCUUCAAACAACUCACUAGAAAAAGCUGUCUCAUCCUUCCACCCAUCCCUGUAUAAUGAUUGUACAAUCAGCUUUUUCAGUGUAUUGUUCAGUAGGAUCAACACUGGUUCAGGGUUCAGUGUGCUAUUUGUAUUCAUUUGAGUUCCCAUUUCAUUUUAAAGACUUAUAAAGAAGAAAAGAGGAUUAAAAAAUAAAGAUUUUAAAUAUUUAUAUCCUUCUAUUUUGGAAGAAAUUUUUAAUGAUACCACACUAAGAAAAUCUAUUUUUAACCCAUCAGUUUAUUUCUGAAGUACCUUCCAACAUUUGAAUGCCUAUGUUCAAAAUGAGAUUUUAAGAAAAAAAAAUCUAAUUAUGAGUCUAGGACUAAUUUAUAGUACUGUGCUACAUUUUUUUGUUAACAGUACAUGAAAAAACGAUUGUAACUAGCUUUCCAAAGUACCUAUGGACAAUGUGAACAGGAGGUUAUUGUUAACAGUUGUUCUUUAUUAUAUUUAAUCUCCUUGUAGAGUGAUCAGAAGCAGUAAAAAGCCUGCAGUAAACUGGCAGGUUCUGAAUACUGUGUAAUUCAGAAGCACAAACAAAAUCCGUAUUAAAUGUAGUAGCUCAAAUACUCAACACUGCUAACUAAAAUCCUAAGGGAGAAUGUUGCAGGUGUCAUUUCAGUGACCAAAUGAUUAAUUAGGGAUGGGUCUGUGUGCGAUGAACUCUGCAGGAGCUAUUUUUAUUAUUUGCUAUUGCCUACAUCAGGCAAUCUUUUUUGACAGUACCAUAGUGAUUUAAAAUUAACCAAACUCUUCAGGUAAGUCAUCUCAAUCAACAUUAAAGGAAACUGGAUAGAAAGCCAAAAAACCUUACCAGGAAACAGAGAUAGAUCUUCACUGACUGCUGUUUCCUCGGAGACAUUGUUAC